AGCCGUGCGGGCCCUGAUCCUCCGCCACGGGCACCAUGAGGGGUCUCUGGGCCCUGGCGCUCGCCGGGCUCGUCAGCGCCUGCCAGGGGAAGGAGCUGCCUCCAGAAGAAGGGGAGCUGUGCCCGCAGCUCUGGGACGAGGAUCUGGCUGGGGACAAGUACGAGAAUGUCACGGGUUUUAACCUGAUUAAAAGGUUCGAGCUGCUGAAGAUCUCAUCCAUCAAGAAGAUCCGCAGCGCCCGGGGACCGGUGGUGCUGCGCCUGGGCACCGUGCCCCUGGUCCAGCCCACGCGGCAAGUGUUCCCCCGGGGGCUGUCACCCACCUUCACCCUGGUCCUCACCUUGCUGCUGAAGAAGAACAGCACCGGGGAGCACUGGUACCUCUUCCAGGUCACCGACCGGCAGGGAUACCCCCAGCUCUCCCUGUCCGUGCACGGCCCCGAGAAAAGCCUGGAGUUCCAGGCCAGGGCGCCGGGGGCCAGCUCCGUCAGCGCCGUCUUUGCGGGCAAGGCCGUGGCGUCCCUGUUCGAUGGGAGGUGGCACAAGGUGGUGGUGGCCGUGCAGGGCCACGCUGUGUCCGUGCACCUGGACUGCUCCUCCAUCUCCUCCAAGCCGCUGGGACCGCGGCAGCCCGGCCCCCCCGGUGCCCCCGGCCGCCAGGGCAUGCCGGGACACAACGGUUUGCCCGGGCUGCCUGGACCGGCUGGAGACCUGGGACCUCUGGCCGUCAUGACUGAGAGGAACAUGGAGGUGCUGAAGACUCUCUGCGGGGACUGUGCCCAGCUGCAGGCAGCCCUGGAGGCUCCGCGGGAAGGGGAGAAGGGGGAUGGGGCCAUGCCAGGUGUCCCUGGCAGCGAGAACUGUGCCCGGUGCUUUGCCCAGUUCCCGCGAGCGGAGGAGGCUCGGGGUGACAGCCCUGACUGUGCCGGUGAUCCCGGGCUGCCGGGAGCCCCAGGAAUCCCAGGAGAGAGAGGAGAACAGGGCUCACCAGGACUGCGCGGACCGCCGGGACCACCCGGACCCAUCGGCCCCCCAGGCUUUCCUGGAACGCCGGGCGCACCCGGACUGCCCGGUCUCCAAGGGGACCGCGGCCCUGCUGGGCUCGCUGGAGCCAAAGGGGAGCCGGGACCUCCAGGACAACCUGGCUACCCCGGGGCCACGGGGCCCCCUGGCCUUCCUGGCAUCAAAGGUGAGCGAGGCUACGUGGGUCCCCCCGGAGAGAAAGGGGAGCUGGGACCCCCUGGCGCAGAUGGGCUGCCCGGUUCCAUGGGGCCAGCGGGUCCCAGGGGUGAGCGUGGGCUCCCGGGAAGCGCUGGAGAGAAGGGGGACCAGGGUUUCCAGGGCCAGCCUGGCUUCCCGGGACCACCCGGUCCUCCUGGUUUCCCAGGAAAGGUUGGUCCAGCCGGGCCACCAGGGCCUGUGGCCGAGAAGGGCAGUGAGGGCGUGCGAGGCCCCACGGGAAUGCCAGGACCCCCCGGGCCCCCCGGACCCCCGGGAAUCCAGGGCCCUGCUGGCUUGGAAGGACUGGAUGGCAAGGAUGGGAAGCCAGGGCUGAGGGGUGAUCCUGGUCCCCCCGGGCCACCAGGGAUGAUGGGUCCUCCGGGCUUCAAGGGCAAGACAGGACACCCAGGGCUCCCGGGACCGAAGGGUGACUGCGGCAAACCCGGCCCCCCGGGCAGCACGGGCCGGCCGGGAGCGGAGGGCGACCCCGGACCCAUGGGACCCCAAGGUCGGCAGGGACCCCCAGGGCUCAUCGGACCCCCCGGCAACCCGGGACAGCCGGGUCCCGCUGGCCUCGCUGGAGUGGGGCUGAAGGGCGAGCGAGGCUCCGUGGGGGAGCGGGGUCUGCCGGGAAUGCCAGGACAGCCGGGACCCCCGGGACACCCGGGACCACCGGGAGAGCAGGGACCGGACGGACCCGUUGGGAAAGAGGGACCCCCAGGGAAACCGGGCAUUGCGGGCCCAGCCGGCCAGAAGGGUGACGCUGGGUCCCCCGGCGAGAGGGGCUACCCCGGGGAGAAGGGCAGAGCCGGAAUGCCCGGGGGUCCCGGGAAAAGCGGCUCCAUGGGGCCUGUGGGGCCACGGGGACCCGCGGGAGAGAGGGGACCCCCGGGCUCCCCGGGCCCCGCGGGCAGUGCCGGGCUGCCGGGACCCCCAGGGAUGAUGGGAGAUGUCAACUACGACGAGAUCAAGAGGUUCAUCCGGCAAGAGCUGAACAAGAUGUUUGACGAGCGGAUGGCGUAUUACACCUCGCGGCUGCACUUCCCGCCCGCUGCGGGGUCGGGGGGCUCGGGUGUCCCCAGCCCGGUGCCCGGGUGA
Molecule: messenger RNA, 2318 nt
Organism: Cyanistes caeruleus (blue tit)
Lineage: Eukaryota; Metazoa; Chordata; Aves; Passeriformes; Paridae
Source: RefSeq, a predicted model, not a curated record